Messenger RNA from Vespa velutina, 10989 nucleotides. RefSeq names its product sodium channel protein para (gene para). The coding region runs from base 2866 to 9189 and encodes 2107 amino acids. The record is from RefSeq and is a predicted model, not a curated record. Gene Ontology annotation, molecular function: calcium ion binding; voltage-gated sodium channel activity. Gene Ontology annotation, biological process: sodium ion transmembrane transport; membrane depolarization during action potential; neuronal action potential. The transcript has 35 exons. Gene Ontology annotation, cellular component: voltage-gated sodium channel complex; plasma membrane. Lineage: Eukaryota; Metazoa; Arthropoda; Insecta; Hymenoptera; Vespidae.
UAGUAUGAGUGGCGCGGUAUGGUACCGUGUUUCUCGAUGCCACGCUUCAAAGAGGGUGAGGUGAGGAUUGCUGCUUGGUGGGGUACACAUUCAUUGAUCCGUCCGUAUUACGGAAGCGAACAGUUCGAGAGCUUACGUAUCCUGAAGAGUGAAAAACGGUAAGAGAGAGAGAGAGAAAGAGAGAGAAGUGGGGGGAAAGAAAGAGAAAGAGAUUCAAACAUGAUGGCGUAGUAAAAGGGUUAGGUUGAGUAUGAUGAUCUAUAUUUUUCAAAUCGAUUCCUUUUUGGUUCAGAAUAUUUGGUGCAAAUCAAGUAAGAGACAUAUCAAGUACGAUCGAUCAUUUACAUAACGCGUAGGGGCUGGUCAGCCGUGACGCAUCACCGUUUCAUUGACGUUCUCCAUUGAGAAGAUAUCGAUGCGUCGUAUCCUUCGAUUCUUGUUUCAUCUUCAGCAAGUAGAAUAGCUACAUAUUAUGUCUGGCCUGGUGGAAGAAGAAGAAGAAUAAGAAGUGAAACGAAUUUCUUCGGAUUGAGUACUUGGUAAGAGAGAAAGAAAGCGAGUGUGUGUAUGUGUGAUACGUAAAAUGUAUACACGUGUGAAUAUGUAUGAGUGAGGUAGAUAGAGAAAUAGAUAAAGAAAAAAGCUUUGAGGAUUUGGAAAAGCUCGAGCAGAUCUCUCGGCGCAGGCAGGGUAGUGUCGGGUCUAAGAGAGGGGGUUGUUGCGAACGGUGCGGUUAUAAAAGGUGGAAUAGUGGGGGAAGAGAGAGGGGUAGCGCCACGAGAACUAGUUCUCACAGAGUCCGCUGCGCGAGUUUGGCGCGUGGCGAUGCAGUAACGUCCGCGUCGCUCGGUUCGUCUGUGCCGUGACAGUCCUCCCGGAGCGAGCUUUUCGUCGUCGCGAAAAACAAGUGGUGUGUAGAGAGCAAGAAAGAAAAAGAGAGAAAGAGAUAGACAGACAUAAAAAGAUAAGUGUAAGAAGCGAACGAAUAGAAAGAAAAGGGAAAAGGAUAACAGCGACGAACGUUUUCUUUUCUGUGCGAAACUGCGGUAGGAGUUGGUUGAGGAGGCGUAAAAGAAGAAUAGGAGAUAUAGAAGAAAACUGAGAGAUAGAGAGGUAGAGAUAGAUAUAGAGAAAGAGGGAAGGAGAGGGAUAUAAAGGUAGCGCGCGCGCGCGCUCGUGUAUGUGUCGGAUAGAACCGAGGAGUAGGAGGAAAGAAAAGGAGUCAAAGGGACAGCAUCGGUGCGUCGUCGUUUCUGAAGGAAACGUCAGUGUAGAGGAAAUAAAAAGUGUAUCGGAGGAGGGUGCGAGUGGUGGGGGAGGAGGCGAAGGCGAAGGAGAAGGAGGAAGAGGUGGAGGUGGAGGCGAAGAGAGGAGAUUCGACGGAGGAGACGGUCUGACGUAGGGCAGUGCGGCUAGAGCGGGCGAACCGCGCGUCCUACCCUUCGCUCCCACCACCCUUCGCCCUUGUCGUCCUCGGUGCGAUCCUCGGCGCGGCCAGCAGCAGCGGCACCACCACUACCUCCAUCGUUACAGUCCACUAAUACUACCACCAUCGUUACUACCACCAAUACUACCACCAUCAUCAGCAAUACCACUACCACCAUCAGCAGCAGCGUUUUCGUCAUAAGCACGUAAUCAUCAGCACUACUAUUAGCAGCUGCACUAUUUUGUCAUCGGCACCACUAAGUCCUGUCACCGUCGCCGUCGUCAUCCUAUCGUCGUUGACGACGACGUCGAUGCCAGCGAGCUUCUUCUCCUCUUUGUCCUCCAGCUAAAAGAAAAGGGAUCAUCGUGCGCAGCAACGCGAUCAAUUCCGGCUGGUUGCGCCGCUCGCGCGCGGCCGUUACGGUCUCAUCGCUAACAACGAGAAAGCAAGAAGAAAUGACGACGGUGAAGCUGCCGAAGCGGUACCGAUAACGGCAGGCCGAAUGAUGUUGUCGCAAAGCAAGUUCUACGCUCUCUUCAUUCACUACACGUUCGUGUAGCGCGAUACGGGGCGGGUCCUUCUUGUCGCUGCGCUGAACAGAAGAAGAACGGAGGAGGUGAAGGAGUUGGAAGAGGAGGAAGAGGAGGACCUGGUGAAGAAGAAGGAGAAGAAGAGAAGGAGAAGAAGAAGGAGGAGAAGGAGGACGAAGUGUGUUGGAGAAAAGAGAGGAAGACAGUGAAACUAGAGCCAAAGUCGAUAAGAAUCGACCGACACGAAGAGCAGACUAUGUUAUUUCGGAUAACGGAUUGAUCGCACCCGUCGCUUCAUUCACACGUCGGACAUGAAAAAUCUUGGUUCGCGUUGGACGGUCCCUGACAUAGCACGCACUGCUGCAGCGCGUUCGUCAUUUCUCGUGGCCAUUUCGUCGGAACGAGAUUCAGGUAGUAUCAGCAGCAGCAGUAGCAGCAGCAGCAACAACAGCAGCAGCAACAGCACCAGCAUCAGUAACAGAAGAAGAAGCAGCAGAAGCAACAUCAACAACAACAGUGUUAGCGAGAUAAGAAGGAAAACAUAUAACAAGAAGAACAUCAGUAUCAGGGGAAGAAGAAGCAACGAGAUCAGAGGGAAAGCUCGCUGUAAGUGCGAGCUCCUGAUUGCCGGGAAAUCGGAGGUCGUCGAGGUGCUGCAAGGAGGUGCGUUUUUAUCCGUCCGAUCUAACGUAACGGCGUCGUUUAAUCUUAUCCACGGAACGAGGAGUUCCGACGUAUCGACGCCGAGGAAUCACCGGCCCUGGAAUCAAGACAAUUGUCAGCAGCACCAACAACUGGGUCUCUGUUUUUACUCUCCUACUUCUUCGUGGGACGAGCACACACGGCACUUCAGGAACUGUUAGCACCGAUCAAAAAGAAGGUGGCAGGAAGCUGUGCGCAGCCUAGACAAUGUCCGAAGAGUCUGACUCUAUAACAGAGGAAGAAAGAAGUUUGUUCCGUCCGUUCACGCGGGAGUCCCUGGCAGCGAUCGAGGCUCGCAUCGCCGAGGAACAUGCCAAGCAGAAGGAACUCGAGAAGAAGAGAGCGGAAGGAGAGGGAGGUUUUGGACGGAAGAAAAAGAAAAAAGAAGUACGAUAUGACGACGAGGACGAGGACGAGGGUCCUCAACCGGAUCCGGCGCUCGAACAAGGAGCACCGAUCCCGGUUCGAUUGCAUAACGUAUUUCCACCCGAGUUGGCCUCCACACCUCUCGAGGAUAUCGACACCUUCUAUCAAAAUCAAAGGACCUUCGUCGUCGUCAGCAAGGGAAAGGAUAUAUUUAGGUUCUCAGCGACCGACGCGAUGUGGAUCCUCGAUCCAUUCAACCCGAUACGACGCGUGGCUAUCUACAUUCUGGUUCACCCACUCUUCUCCCUCUUCAUCAUCACUACGAUAUUGGUUAACUGCAUACUCAUGAUCAUGCCCACAACGCCUACCAUCGAGUCCACCGAAGUGAUAUUUACGGGCAUCUACACAUUUGAGUCCGCUGUUAAGGUGAUGGCGAGGGGUUUCAUUCUGCAGCCUUUUACCUAUCUUAGAGAUGCAUGGAAUUGGCUCGACUUCGUAGUUAUAGCUUUAGCUUAUGUGACGAUGGGCAUAGAUCUAGGCAACCUUGCCGCUCUUAGGACAUUUCGAGUCCUCCGAGCCUUGAAGACUGUCGCUAUUGUACCAGGUCUGAAAACCAUUGUCGGCGCUGUGAUAGAGUCCGUGAAGAAUCUGCGCGAUGUGAUAAUCCUGACGAUGUUCUCCCUCUCCGUUUUUGCGCUGAUGGGCCUUCAAAUUUACAUGGGGGUCCUAACGCAAAAGUGUAUAAAGAACUUUCCAACGAACAGCUCCUGGGGUAAUCUCACCGACGAGAACUGGGAGAGAUUCGUUAGCAAUGAAACUAAUUGGUACGUAGACGAAGCUGGAAACAUGCCAUUGUGCGGGAAUUCGUCGGGAGCUGGGCAGUGCCUUCCUGGCUACACGUGCUUACAAGGAUACGGCGACAACCCGAACUACGGUUACACGAGCUUCGACAGCUUCGGCUGGGCUCUACUUUCUGCCUUUCGUCUUAUGACCCAAGACUAUUGGGAAAAUCUUUAUCAACUGGUACUACGAUCGGCCGGACCGUGGCACAUGCUCUUCUUCAUUGUCAUCAUCUUCCUCGGUUCUUUCUAUCUCGUCAACUUGAUCCUCGCUAUCGUAGCGAUGUCAUACGACGAGUUGCAAAAGAAGGCGGAAGAGGAGGAGGCUGCCGAAGAGGAAGCAAUAAGGGAAGUCGAAAAAGCCAUGAUGGUGAAGGAGAACAAAUUAGCGGCGCAGGCAGCCGCGAGAGAAGCAGCUGCGGCUGCUGCGGUAGCAGCAGCUGAUCAGAUCGUCAAGUCACCGUCGGACUUCUCUUGUCAUAGUUAUGAACUCUUCGUUGGCCAGGAAAAGGGUAACGACGAUAACAACAAGGAGAAGAUCAGUAUAAGAUCGAUCGAGUCUGUUAGCGAGCAUAGGAUCAAGCAGAUCAACAACAACCACAGCGCUGCCAGUAAAGUGCGGAAAGUCAGCGCCGUCUCUCGCGCCGCUAAUGGCCAGUUUACUUAUGCCUACCAGGAAAGCCUGCGGAAGGCCAGCCUUAGUCUGCCCGGCUCACCUUUCAAUCUUCGCCGGAGUAGUCGUGGGAGUCAUCAAUUCACGAUACGGAACGGUCGAGGUCGAUUCGUUGGUCCACCAGGUGGUGACAGGAAACCCCUUGUACUAUCGACCUAUUUGGAUGCCCAGGAACAUUUGCCUUAUGCCGACGACUCUAAUGCGGUUACACCAAUGUCCGAAGAAAAUGGGACUAUUGUAGUGCCGGUUUAUUAUGCGAAUCUUGGCUCGAGGCAUUCGUCCUACACGUCACACGCGUCGAGACUAUCUUAUACGUCGCAUGGUGAUCUUCUAGGUGGUAUAGCCAGUGCAAUCGGCAAACCAAUGACCAAGGAGAGUCGAUUAAGAAGUAGAUCGGUUAGGCCACCAUCGGUUAAUGGUCAUCUACCUGAUUGUAAUCAAAAAUAUCACUGCGAAAGCGACUUGGAAAGCGAUCCCAUGGGCAAAGCGAAGCAACAAGAUAAUCCGUUCAUCGAACCUUCUCAGCAACACGCCGUCGUCGAUAUGAAGGAUGUGAUGGUGCUCAACGAUAUUAUCGAGCAAGCAGCAGGACGUCAGAGCAGAACACCCGAGCAAGGAGUUUCGACCUAUUACUUUCCGACAGACGACGAUGAGGAAGGGCCCACGUUAAAGGAGAAAAUAUUGGCCGGAGUCUUACGUUGCAUCGAUAUCUUCUGCGUUUGGGACUGCUGUUGGCUCUGGCUCGAGUUUCAGAAAUACGUAUCUCUUUUGGUAUUCGAUCCGUUCGUAGAACUCUUCAUUACUCUUUGUAUCGUUGUUAACACCCUCUUCAUGGCAUUGGAUCAUCACGAUAUGGACAAGGAUAUGGAAAAAGUCCUUAAAUCCGGUAACUACUUCUUCACGGCUACAUUCGCCAUCGAAGCAACGUUAAAGCUGAUAGCUAUGAGCCCGAAGUAUUAUUUUCAAGAAGGUUGGAACAUCUUCGACUUCAUCAUCGUCGCCCUCUCAUUACUCGAAUUAGGUUUGGAAGGUGUUCAAGGUCUUUCGGUAUUGCGAUCCUUUCGAUUGCUGAGAGUGUUCAAGCUGGCAAAAUCAUGGCCCACAUUGAAUCUACUGAUAUCCAUCAUGGGUAGGACAGUUGGUGCCUUGGGUAACUUAACGUUCGUCUUAUGUAUCAUCAUCUUCAUAUUUGCGGUGAUGGGUAUGCAACUAUUCGGGAAGAAUUACACCGAUCACGUCGAUCGCUUCCCGGGUGGAGAUUUACCCAGAUGGAAUUUUACCGAUUUCAUGCAUUCCUUCAUGAUCGUCUUUCGUGUCCUGUGCGGAGAAUGGAUCGAAUCGAUGUGGGAUUGUAUGCUGGUCGGAGACGUCUCUUGCAUACCGUUCUUCCUCGCCACCGUCGUCAUCGGUAAUCUUGUCGUGCUGAAUCUCUUCUUGGCCCUGUUACUGAGCAACUUCGGUUCAUCUAAUUUAUCGGCGCCGACUGCAGACAACGACACGAACAAGAUCGCGGAAGCGAUCGAUCGGAUAGCACGUUUCGUUAAAUGGAUCAAGCGAAAUGUCCUUUACAUUGCUAAGUUGAUGCGAGCCAAAUUCACCAAUCAGAUAUCCGAUCAGGCGCCAGGUGAGGGACCGUCCAACAGUUGGAAAGAAGAUGGAAUUGAUCGAGAUGGGGACCUAGAUCUUGCAGAUAGCGAUUUGGAAGCGUAUAGAGAUAAGAAGAGUGCGAAGGAGUUGAAUCAACUCGAAGUAGCCAUUGGCGAUGGAAUGGAAUUUACUAUUCAUGGAGAUCUGAAGAACAAAUUGAAAAAGGGCAAGCUCUGUAUGAACAAUACCAAGGUGAUAGGGAAUUCGAUAAAUCAUCGAGACUAUAGAUUAGACAACGAUUAUAUUAAUCAGAACGAAGAGGACACGAUUAGUAACAAAUCGUAUGGCAGUCAUAAGAAUCGACCGUUCAAGGACGAAAGUCAUAAAGGUAGUAUGGAUUCAUUGAAUGGUGAGGAAAAAAAGGAUGCCAGUAAGGAAGAUCUCGAGCAAGACGAAGAUUUAGAAGAGGAAGGUGAUGAGGGUGAUGGUAUAAUGGAGAGUGAGAUAAUACAUGCCGAUAAGGAUCCCAUAAAUUCUGAUUACCCGGCUGACUGUUGUCCAGAAAAUUGUUAUAAAAAAUUUCCAUUUUUGGCUGGCGACGAUGAUGCUCCAUUUUGGCAAGGUUGGACGAAUUUGAGGCUGAAGACCUUCCAGCUGAUCGAAAAUAAAUAUUUCGAGAGUGCUGUUAUAACGAUGAUCCUAUUAAGUAGUUUAGCUCUCGCCUUGGAAGAUGUCCAUUUGCAGCAACGACCCAUCUUGCAAGAUAUUCUUUAUUACAUGGACAGAAUUUUCACUGUAAUUUUCUUCCUCGAAAUGUUGAUCAAAUGGCUGGCCCUUGGCUUCAAGAAAUAUUUCACGAAUGCUUGGUGCUGGCUCGAUUUCAUCAUUGUCAUGCUAUCACUGAUCAACUUGGGCGCGAUCUGGGCCGGCGCCGCCGACAUCCCGGCCUUCCGUUCGAUGAGAACACUGAGGGCCUUGAGGCCUUUACGAGCAGUCUCGCGAUGGGAGGGCAUGAAAGUGUCGCUCAUUAACUUCGUAGCGUCGCUCUGUGGCGCUGGCGGGAUCCAAGCCUUCAAAACAAUGAGGACCCUAAGGGCCCUAAGGCCACUCAGGGCGAUGUCUAGAAUGCAGGGGAUGCGGGUAGUCGUCAACGCUUUGGUACAAGCUAUUCCAUCCAUCUUUAACGUCUUGCUGGUCUGCCUUAUUUUUUGGCUGAUUUUCGCCAUAAUGGGCGUGCAGCUGUUCGCCGGCAAGUACUUCAAGUGUGUCGAUGCGAAUAAGUCUACGCUUAGCUACGAAAUCAUACCUGAUCGAAACGCUUGUCUAGCGGAAAAUUACACGUGGGAAAAUUCGCCAAUGAAUUUCGAUCACGUCGGUAAAGCUUACCUGUGCCUCUUUCAAGUGGCGACCUUCAAAGGAUGGAUACAGAUCAUGAACGACGCGAUCGAUUCGCGGGAGGUCGACAAGCAACCGAUACGCGAGACGAACAUCUACAUGUAUCUCUAUUUCGUAUUUUUCAUCAUAUUCGGAUCGUUUUUUACCCUUAAUCUAUUCAUUGGUGUGAUCAUCGACAAUUUCAACGAGCAAAAAAAGAAAGCUGGUGGUUCACUCGAAAUGUUCAUGACGGAGGAUCAAAAGAAAUAUUACAAUGCAAUGAAGAAGAUGGGCAGCAAGAAGCCGCUCAAGGCGAUUCCACGUCCAAUCUGGAGACCGCAAGCUAUAGUGUUCGAAAUAGUGACGGACAAAAUGUUCGAUAUGAUAAUUAUGUUGUUCAUCGGACUGAACAUGCUCACGAUGACAUUGGACCACUAUCAAAUGAGCGACACAUUCAGCAGCGUUCUGGACUAUCUCAAUAUGAUAUUCAUUGUGAUAUUCACCACCGAGUGUCUCAUGAAGAUUUUUGCCCUACGUUACCAUUAUUUCAAGGAGCCCUGGAACCUCUUUGAUUUAACUGUUGUUAUAUUAUCAAUAUUAGGUCUGGUACUCAGCGAUAUAAUCGAGAAAUACUUCGUAUCUCCGACCUUGCUUCGAGUUGUGAGAGUGGCGAAGGUCGGUCGUGUGCUACGUCUUGUGAAGGGUGCAAAGGGCAUCCGUACUUUAUUAUUCGCUCUCGCGAUGUCCUUGCCUGCUCUAUUCAACAUUUGCCUACUGCUGUUCCUCGUAAUGUUCAUCUUCGCUAUCUUUGGAAUGUCCUUCUUCAUGCACGUUAAGGACAAGAGCGGUCUGGAUGAUGUAUAUAAUUUUAAGACAUUCGGGCAGUCGAUGAUUCUGCUAUUCCAGAUGUCAACGUCCGCCGGUUGGGACGGCGUUCUGGAUGGCAUAAUAAAUGAAGAGGAUUGUCAGGAGCCGAACAACGAGAUCGGUUAUCCAGGCAAUUGUGGUUCGUCGACGAUCGGCAUCGCCUAUCUCCUGUCGUACCUGGUGAUAAGUUUCUUGAUCGUGAUAAACAUGUACAUCGCAGUUAUCUUGGAGAAUUACUCUCAAGCAACGGAGGACGUACAGGAGGGUCUUACGGACGAUGAUUACGACAUGUAUUAUGAGAUUUGGCAACAAUUCGAUCCGAAGGGUACACAGUACAUUAGAUACGAUCAGCUUUCAGACUUCUUAGACGUUUUGGAGCCACCAUUGCAGAUACACAAGCCGAACAAGUAUAAGAUCGUGUCAAUGGAUAUACCGAUAUGUAAGGGUGACCUUAUGUUUUGUGUCGAUAUACUCGACGCCCUUACGAAGGACUUCUUCGCGCGUAAGGGCAAUCCGAUCGAAGAAACCGGCGAAUUGGGCGAAGUUCAAACUCGUCCAGGUGAGACCGGUUACGAGCCGGUUUCGUCUACUCUUUGGCGUCAACGCGAGGAAUAUUGCGCGCGGCUUAUCCAGAAUGCCUGGAGAAAGCACAAACAGCAACGUCUCGGUGGACCGAGCGAGGAAAGCGACGAUCCAGAUACGGAUCCGCGUGUACGACAGACCGCUGUCCUCGUCGAGAGCGAUGGGUUCGUCACGAAGAAUGGCCAUCGCGUCGUCAUUCACAGUCGAUCGCCAAGCGUCACAUCGAGAACAGCCGACGUCUGAUCAUUGUCGUCGAGAAACUCGCCGAAAUCCUAUGAAAUUAUCAACCGAGCUGCUCCUCGCUAGUAACAACGCAAUUGUCGCCAUUGCCGUCGCCAUCGCCAUCGCCGUCGCCGUCGCCGUCGCCGUCGCGGUCGCCGUCGCCGUCGCCGUCGUCGUUAACGUCGUCGUCAUUCCUGCCAUCGUCAUUAAUCCUGCCAUUGUCAUCGCAAAAACUAAAAAAAGAAGAAGAAGAAGAAGAAAAAGAAAAGGAAUAAGUCGAAGCAACGUUACGAACAACACUGUCCUCCUCUUUGUCGUCGUCGUCGUCGUCGUCGUCGUCGUCGUCGUCGUCGUUGUCGUUAUCGUUGUCGUUAUCGAAAGCCUGCGAUGAUCGAUCUCGCGCUUACCAUCCAAAAAAGACACUCCUAAUACGCGAUUGUACAUUAACCAUUCCUUCUCCAACGAGUUGCCUUCAAUCGACCUUAAAGCGAAGCGACGAAGAGGAAGAAGAAGAAUAAGAAAACGAAGAAGAAAACAAAGAAAAGAAGAAGAGGACGAGACGAGUCGGACUUCGGGGCCCGCUUCCCCCGACAAAAAUCGUGGCACGGGGCCCGGCUCGAGCUACCAACCCCUUCUUCUAUAUAUAUAUAUAUAUAUAUAUGUAUGUAUAUAUAUAUAUUUAAAUAUAUAUAUAUAUAAAUAUACAUAUAUAUGUGUGCGUGUGUGUGUGUGUAUGUGUAUGCGUGUGUGUGUGUGUGUGUGUGCGUUAGUCAUGUGACCGAGGACGAUGAUCGAUGGCAAGAUGGCGCGCGGCCCACGUGCCUCGAGUCGAGGACGACCCACGCGUCGUAUAUAUAUCGAGGUCGGCCAGCAGCUCGAACGUGGAAUGAGACCGUGCUGCCAGAAAAGCGCGCGGCGACGACGACGUGAUUGGACGAAGAGGACGAAUAGAAGGAGAGAAAGAGAAAGGAGAGAGAGAGAGAGUGAGAGAGAGAGAGAGAGAGAAAGAGAGAGAGAAGGAGAGAAAGAGGAAUGAAAAAAAUAAGAUGGCUGCAAGAAAAAGAAGUGGAGUCGCGUGUAACUAACGAUCCAGCCUUCUCCGUUUUCUACGAUCGUAAUCUACAUGGCUGCUUUGCGCGCUCGCAAAACUCGCAACCAUUUUAUUCUGUACGUCACUCUUCUACAUCAUCCCAUCGUCAUCGUCAUCAUCCUCGUUGCCUACGCUCGUCCUUUCCUUUUUUCUCCUCUUCUCUGCCUUUCUCUUUGCGUCGCUUAUUGUGACGACACACAUUCUAGGUAUAUUAAUCACAUGGAAAUAUACAUGUAACAGGGAUCGUAAUAUGUCCGAGAACAAAUAUCAGCAUUAUCGAUGUGUCACUGAUUUUAUUAACAUAUAUGGUAACUAUGAAACAAAUUAUGUCGCUUAAUGUAAUCAUUACUUUUCGGAUUCUUUUCGAGAAGAUAUAAAUACAUAUAAUUGAUUAGUUACUAUAUAUAUUCAAAAAAAAGGAAAAAAAACAGAAGAAAAAUAGAAGAAGAAAAGAAAGAUAUGAAUGAAAUUAUAUAUAUACAUAUAAAAUUACGAUUCCUGAAUACAUAUACUAUCACAUACAGACACACGGGUACAUAGCGUUUCUACCACCCCCGUCCUCCCUCCGUGUUCAAGGAGGUUCGAUUCUAUUCAUGUUCGCGCAACGAAAAGGCAGAGAUAUGAGAAAACAAAAGGGAGAAAGAGAGAGAGAGAGGAGAGAGUUGGCGCGAGUUUCAAACAAAACAAAAGAAAAAUAAAUAAAUAAAUAAAUAAAUACAUGAAAAAAAAAA